AGGUUCUUGCAGACGCAAAGUAGAAGCGGUACAUUUCUAGUCUAAUAAAUAGGUAUUGUCGUUUCCUACACCUGAAAAGAUGUCGUUUAAUACGUAUUUUGACUUAAAUGAUGGUUUGAAAAUUCCUGCUAUUGGAUACGGAACGUGGCUGUCGGACGAUGAAGAACAACUGGAAAAAGCUAUUGAUGCAGCUCUAGAGGUUGGCUACCGCCAUAUCGACGGAGCAUACGUCUAUCAAAACGAAAACGUUAUUGGAAGGGUACUACAAAAAUGGUUUUCUUCCGGAAAACUAAAGAGAGAAGACAUAUUUCUAACAACAAAAUUACCACCAAGUGGCAUGAGACCAGAGCACGUUCAGAAGUUCAUAAAAGAAUCACUUGCCGCUCUCCAGGUUGAUUACGUCGACUUAUAUUUGGUGCAUGUUCCGUUUGGCUUGAAAUACGUGGAAGGCACUUUGUAUCCCACCUCUGACGACGGAAAAUCUGACUACGACGCGAACACGGACCAUGUCGCUAUAUGGAAGGCAAUGGAGGAGCUGGUCAGUCUGGGCUUGACCAAAUCGAUCGGCGUGUCGAAUUUUAAUAAAGAUCAAAUCCAGAGAAUUUUAGAUAAUUCUGAGAUACCGCCUUGCAAUUUGCAGGUAGAACAUCACGCUUAUUUGCAGCAAAAGGACUUGGUACGGUUCUGCAAGGAAAACAAAAUUGUUGUGACGGCUUAUUCUCCUUUGGGAUCUCCCGGUCUGAGCAAAUUAGGAAGAGAGACGCCGGACCUAAUGGGCCACCCAGUUGUGAACGAAAUAGCCAAAAAGUACAACAAAUCAGCCGCUCAAGUCUUAUUGAAGCACAUUAUUCAAACGGGAAUAGUAGCAAUUCCCAAAAGCACGAAUCCCGAGAGACUUCGUCAGAACAUUGACAUUUUUGAUUUCAGUUUAAGUGAUGAAGAUCUGCAAACGAUGAAUGAUUUGGAUCAGAACCUCAGAAUACUGGAUUUCAAAUUUCUGUUUAAGGGAAUUGAAAAUCAUCCUGAAUAUCCCUUCAAGGAAUUAGUGUAAGCCAACUCGCUGAAAAGAUUACUUUAGUCAUAGUCGGGAUAUGCUUGCUUAUACCUGGUAUAUUAUAUUGUGAUUUAGGUAUCUCUAGAUAGGAAUAGAUGUAAUUUUAAUUAUUAUUUAUGCCUUAAAUUUGUGUAAACUCAGCCUGGCUACAUUAAUAACUUCUACAUCUUUUACACAUACAUAUUUCUGCAGUUAUUCAGAAUUUUUGAGGCAAUCCGUCAUGUUCAAGUAAAUAUUCAAUAAAUUACACAAAAUUUCGAUUCACAUUGAGCAUGUGUUAAGAAUGGAAGAUAUUAAAGCAGCCUACCUUUUUAGAAAGACAUUAUAUAUUCACUGUAAGCUUGCUUUCAGGCAUUACUUAAUGCAAUACAGAUUUUAGUGUAGUCGAAUUGAAGACAAAAAAAUAAAAUAAAAAAUUAA
Molecule: messenger RNA, 1474 nt
Organism: Anoplophora glabripennis (Asian longhorned beetle)
Lineage: Eukaryota; Metazoa; Arthropoda; Insecta; Coleoptera; Cerambycidae
Product: 1,5-anhydro-D-fructose reductase-like
Exons: 6
Coding region: 80-1051 (323 amino acids)
Cellular component (GO): cytosol
Molecular function (GO): aldose reductase (NADPH) activity
Source: RefSeq, a predicted model, not a curated record